GUGUAAACAAAAUUUGUGAUUUAAUCAUGAAACGCGUAGCGGCUGUGGUGGCAACAAACGAAAUUUCAGAGUUUAAUUAAAUUUAUUCCUAAAAAUCAUUAUAUAUUAUCGUCAAAAUGAGCUCAAUUCAGUGCCAGUUAUGGAUGGGAAGUCUGGAAUCUUACAUGACGGAGAACUUCAUUCUGGCGGCAUUCCGGAAAAUGGGCGAAGAUCCCCAAACGGUGAAACUGAUGAGAAACAAAUAUACGGGAGAUCCAGCAGGAUAUUGCUUUGUGAGUUUCAAAACAGAUGAAGCGGCGAUUGAUGCCAUGCACAAGCUAAACGGCAAACCGAUUCCCGGUACCAAUCCAUUAGUUCGGUUCCGCCUGAAUAGCGCCACAAACAAUCAGAACAAAGCUCUGCUGGCCGAUCGGGAGUUCAGCGUUUGGGUGGGCGAUCUGAGCUCCGAUGUGGACGAUUACAGUUUGUACCGGGUGUUCUCUGCCAAGUACACUUCCAUCAAAACGGCCAAGGUCAUCCUGGAUAGCUCUGGGUUCUCGAAGGGUUACGGAUUUGUCAAGUUCGGACUGGAGGACGAACAGAAGAGCGCCCUUUACGAAAUGAACGGUUUCAUUGGUCUGGGAUGCAAACCGCUGAAGAUUUGCAACGCAGUACCGAAGCCUAAGAAUGAACUGGGUCCAGCAGGGCCGACAAGUUCGACACCAAGCGCGGCCAGUCUGCUAGGAUACGGCACUGCCACGGAUUAUUCGCAAUACUAUGACCCGUCCACGUAUUGGCAAAACUACAGUGCCUGGCAAGGAUACUACGACGCAACCGGAACGGCAGACUACUCAGCCUAUCAGAUGCCAGCAGCAGCGGCAGUAGAUGCUUCUGCGUAUCACGCAUAUGAACAGCAGCAGCAGCAUCAUCAUGCUCACAGUCAGGUCGAGGAUGAAGAACUAACGCUGGUGGAUCACAAGUAUACCCUGGACGUGGAGAAGUUAAACCGAGAGGUUAUGGAACGGGAUCGGAAUUUAUACGACGCCCUGGAAAGCUCCAAGUGGAUGCCGGUUGAACAGCUGGAGAUUUUUUAAUUAUGAACCGAUUGCAUUUUAGUUUUUGCGUGUGAAUAAAACUUCUGAAUGACUUUAUGAA
Molecule: messenger RNA, 1134 nt
Organism: Aedes aegypti (yellow fever mosquito)
Lineage: Eukaryota; Metazoa; Arthropoda; Insecta; Diptera; Culicidae
Gene: Secp43
Product: tRNA selenocysteine 1-associated protein 1
Exons: 2
Coding region: 117-1073 (318 amino acids)
Molecular function (GO): RNA binding
Source: RefSeq, a predicted model, not a curated record